AUGGCUUGGAGUCUCUCUCGGGUCUCCAAGAACCCGUUCCCCCGUCUCGGGCACCUUGCUCUGGCAGACGCCUCGGGCUCCACCCUCUACUGCUUUGCAGGCGGCAAAUGGCACGAGAACGAUGACUCGGCUGCCCUCCUCCCCACGGCACCGCAGCAUGCUGGGGCCAUUGGCAUCUCGCCUGUGCGCGUCUCAAAGCUCUCGCUCACAGGCCUCAUGACCUGGCUUCGCCCGGGCCUCAUCGGAAAGAAGCUCCCGUCGCUCGUCGCUGCCGCCGCCGCAUGCAUCGGUUCCAAGUUCUACAUCUUUGGAGGGGCGCUGGCAAAGCCAUUGUCGUCGUCGUCGUCGUCGUCGGUAGCGGCGGCAUCAUCGGGGACAGGCAUGGGUGCAGGAUGGCUCUCGGAUAAGGUUUGCGGGAAAAAACCCGAGCCGCGCAUGAUGCACUCGUUCACCGCUGUCGGCGACUCGAUUGUGCUCUUUGGCGGUGUUGGGAGCGAUGGCGAGGUCGUCGGAAACAGCACCUUUGUCUUUGACGGUGCAAAGUGGGCGGCUGCUGCGGCGUGCGACUCUGGGCCGGCGCGGAGGGCACACGCAGCUGUCGGGUGGAGCGCCAUGGAUGUGGUGGUCGUCUUUGGCGGCGCUGACGCGGCGGGAAAGCCGCUCGACGAUGUCAUGUUCUACGAUGUCGGCGCUGAUGCCUGGGUUGCGCCGGGCGUCUCGGGAACGGCGCCGUCGCCGCGAUGGGGCGCCGCGGCUGCGUUUGCACCAAGCCUGCCGGUCUCGGGCCAUGCCGGGCUCAUUGUCUUUGGCGGGACCAACGGAAGCUCCCUGUUUGGGGAUGCGUACGCGCUGGAUCUCGAGGAUCUGAAGUGGUCCAGGCUUACAGCCGACCGUGCUCCGGCGCCGCGGGCCUUUGCCACCCUCACCAUCGUCAACGAGAACAAGGCCAUUCUUCUUGGCGGCGCCAUGGUGGCCGCGGAAUCGUCGGUCAACAACAAAGUUGCAGUGCUCAACCUCGCCAAGCUCGGCGCUGAGCAUCUCGGAUCGAAGCCCGCGCCCGCGUCGGCUGCGGUUGCGGUCGGCUCCAGCUCGGGCACCCCCCGCGCAAAGGUCAGCGCGCCGCCGCCGACCGCCAAAAAGUCAGCUGCCGCGCUCAAGAUUGCCUCGGCCAUUCGGCGGACGAAGGCCGCACCUGCGGCCAAAACCACGCCCGAAGCCAAGGCCACGCCCGCGGUCAAUCCUGUGCCUUCUGCUACCGCUCAGAGUGGCAACGCCAAAAGCGACGAUGCCGAGAUGGCGAUGCAGCUCGCGAUGCGUGAGGCCCAGCUCCGCAAGGUGGCCGUGAGCCUCAAGGAGGCCAAGGCCCGCGAGGCCGAGCUCGCGACUGAGCUCAAGGCAGCCCGUGGAUUCGAGUCCAAGGUGAAGGCGCUCGAGCGACAGCUUGCGGAUGCACAAGCUGCCGGAAGCGAAGCCGAGCUCAAGACCAAGCAGAUGGCCAAGCUCGAGUCUAGGGUGGCGGCGCUCGAGAGCCAGCUUGUGGAUGCACAGGCCGCCGGAAGUGAUGCCGAAGCCAAGGCCGCCCAGGUUGCGGCGCUCGAGUCCAAGGUGGCGACGCUCGAGGACCAGUUGGCUGAUGCAGAGGCUGCCGGGGCCAAGGCCAAGACCAAGGCCAAGCAAGUGACCAAGCUCAAGAAACAAGUCACCGAGCUGGAGGCCCAGCUCGCCGAUGCAGCCAAUGCCAAGGCCACCAAGGUGACGACACUCGAGAGCCAGCUUGCGGAUGCACAGGCCGCCGGAAGUGACGCCGAAGCCAAGGCCGCCCAGGUUGCGGCGCUCGAGUCUAAGGUGGCGACGCUCGAGGCCAAGACCAAGGCCAAGCAAGUGACCAAGCUCAAGAAACAAGCCGGUGCUGAAGAGGCGUCUGCGCUGAAGACCAAGGUGACGACACUCGAAAGCCAGUUGGCUGAUGCAGAGGCUGCCGGGGCCAAGGCCAAGACCAAGGCCAAGCAAGUGACCAAGCUCAAGAAACAAGUCACCGAGCUGGAGGCCCAGCUUGCCGAUGCAGCCAAUGCCAAGGCAGAUGCUGAAGAGGCAUCUGCGCUGAGGGCCAAGGUGGCAACACUCGAAAGCAAGGUCAACAGCCUCGAGUUGGACCUUGCAGCCAAGGACCGAAAGGUGGCGACGUUGGAGGAGCAGUCUGCGGGCAUGGCUGCCCACGUUAGUGAGGUUGAUGAGCUCAAGGUUGAGGUCACGCAGCUGAAGGCUGAGCUGGCCGAGACGAUUGCCAAGACACAGGCUCAAGUCGAUGACGCUGACGCACUGCGGACCAAGAUAGCGGCACUGGAGCAGCAGCUGGCCGACGCCAAGUCUGCCGGCAGCGACUCGGCCGCCAAGGCCGAGCAAGCUGCUGCGCUGGAGAGCAAGGUCGCCGAGCUCGAAGCGCAAGUGGCUGCGACUAGAUCGGCCGUCGCUAAUCUUGCCGACGUCGAGGCCUCGCUUGACGCCAAGUCUAAGCAGCUGGUGAGCGUCAAGAAGGAAGCUGAAAAGCUGCGAUUCCAGCUUGAAGACGCGCAGGAGGAGGCCAAGGUUACAAAGGCGUCGGCAGCGGCACUCCAGUCCCGGACCGACAAGCUCGACCACGAGCUCGCCGAGCUGCGCGACUCAGCACGCCACGCCGCCGCAGCCAAGUCAUCAGCAGACAAGCUCAAAGCCCGAGUGGCCGAACUCGAGGCUGACCUGGCAGCAGCCACCUCAAAGGUGGCCACGCUGAAGAAGUCUUCGGCCGAUGCUACCGCAGCCGCCGAUCGUGUCGCCCAGCUCGAGGCCGAGCUCGCUGCCGCGCGCAACGAGGCCCGCCAGGCCUCUGCCUCAGUAGUCUCUCUCAAGGCCGAGCUCACCGCUGUUAAGAGUCAGGUUGCCACUGCCGAAGAUGCCGAGGCCAGUCUUCGCCGCCAACUCGACGAGCAGCGCAACGCCGUGCAUGGCGCCGAGCGGGCUGCCGAGCUGGCCGGCACCCGGCUCAAGUCCGCCAUGGAUCUCGUGGCAACACUCGAGGACGAGCUUGAGGAUCUCGAGGAGCGCACGCUCCUUGCCGAGACCAAGUUUGCCGCCAUAGAAGCAUCGCUGGCCGAGUAAUACGCACGCGCCCGUG
Molecule: messenger RNA, 3151 nt
Organism: Thecamonas trahens ATCC 50062
Lineage: Eukaryota; Apusomonadida; Apusomonadidae
Exons: 5
Coding region: 1-3135 (1044 amino acids)
Molecular function (GO): protein binding
Source: RefSeq, a predicted model, not a curated record